This is a messenger RNA of Heterocephalus glaber (naked mole-rat), 4278 nucleotides long. The record is from RefSeq and is a predicted model, not a curated record. NCBI's taxonomy places the organism in Eukaryota, Metazoa, Chordata, Mammalia, Rodentia, Bathyergidae.
CCCCGCCCCGCCCCGCCCCUCCCGCGCGCCUGGACCCCGAGCGGGCUUUGGGCCUUGCACUGGGCUCUGAGUCCCAGGCCUUCUACGGGCGACUGCGGGUACGACCCUCGGCCUCGGGCAGCCAUGGACUCGAAGGGGCUGAAGACAUUGAUUAAUUACUAUUGUCAAGAACGGUAUUUCCAUCAUGUGUUACUUGUUGCCAGUGAAGGAAUGAAGAGGUAUGGCAAUGAUCCAGUCUUCAGGUUUUAUCAUGCCUAUGGUACAUUAAUGGAAGGUAAAAUUCAAGAAGCUCUUCGGGAAUUUGAGGCUAUUAAAAAUAAACAAGAUAUAUCACUAUGUUCUCUGAUUGCAGUGAUAUAUGCUCAUAAAAUGAGUCCUAAUCCAGAUAGAGAAGCUAUUCUGGAAUCAGAUGCCAGAGUGAAGGAACAACGUAAAGGAGCUGAUCAGAAAGCUUUAUACCAUGCGGGCUUGUUUUUAUGGCACCUUGGCCGUCAUGAUAAGGCGAGAGAAUACAUUGAAAGAGUGAUAAAGAUGCCUAAUAAUAGCAACGAGGGACAAAUUUUGAAAGCAUGGCUUGAUAUUACAAGAGGAAAAGAACCUUAUGCUAAAAAAGCGCUACGGUGCUUUGAAGAGGGAUUACAGGAUGGAAAGGAUAUUUUUGCUCUGCUUGGUAAGGCACAGUGCCUUGAGAUGCGCCAGAAUUAUUCAGGUGCUUUGGAAGCUGUGAACCAGAUAAUUGUGAACUUUCCAAGCUUCCUUCCUGCUUUUAUAAAGAAAAUGAAAUUACAACUAGCCUUGCAAGAUUGGGACCAGAUGGUUGAGACAGCACAAAGAUUGCUGUUUCAAGAUAAUCAAAAUGUGGAAGCACUGAGAAUGCUGGCUCUUUACUGUCUGUGCAGGGAAGGGAAUGUAGAAAAGGCUACCACCAAGCUGGAAAACUUAGGAAAUGCAUUGGAUGUCAUGGAACCACAGAAUGCUCAACUUUUUUAUAAGAUUACAAUAGCCUUCAGCAGAACUUGUGGACGUAAUCAACUUAUUCUUCAAAAACUUCAAACACUGCUAGAAAAGGCUUUUAGAUUAACUCCUCAGCAAUCAGAAUUUGCUGCAGAAAUUGGAUACCAAAUGAUUUUACAAGGAAAAGUUAAAGAAGCAUUGACAUGGUAUCAGACUGCCAUGACGCUCGAUAACACCAGUAUCUCUGCACUUGUUGGAUUCAUCCGAUGUCAGUUAAUGGAUGGGCAGUUACAGGAGGCAGAUCAGCAGCUAGAAUUCCUCAGUGAAGUUCAGCAGUCCAUGGAGAAAUCCACAGAAUUAAUCUAUUUACAUGCAACUCUUGCUAUGAAGAAAAAUAAACAAGAAGAAGAAGUUAUACACUUAUUAAAUGAUGUAUUAGAUACUCAUUUUUCACACUUAGAAGAUUUACCUCUUGGCAUACAGUAUUUUGAGACAUUAAAUCCGGAUUUCUUGCUAGAAAUUAUUACAGAGUAUUUGAAUUUCUGUCCGAUGCUGCCUGCAAGUCCUGGGCAACCACUUACUCCAUUCCUCAGACGUUGUAUGUUGGUCCUAGAAACCAUAGUGAGAACCGUACCAGGUCUUCUGCAGGCUGUCUUCCUAAUAGCAAAAGUGAAGUAUUUGUCAGGUAAUAUUGAAGCAGCAUAUAGUAACCUGCAGCAUUGCCUGGAUCAUGAUCCCUCUUAUGCAGAUGCUCAUCUCCUGAUGGCUCAGGUUUAUUUGUCUCAAGAAAAAUUCAAAUUGUGUUCUCAGUCUCUUGAAUUUUGCCUGAGCUAUAAUUUUAAUGUGAGAGAAUAUCCUUUAUAUCAUUUAAUAAAAGCUCAGUCACAAAAGAAACUGGGAGAAAUAACAGAAGCAAUUAAGACUCUGCAUAUGGCAAUGAAUUUACCAGGGGUGAGGAGAACUGGAGCUUCUUCAAAAUCAAAAUACAGAAAAACUGAAGUUGACACCAGCCAUCGUUUAUCCAUCUUUCUUGAGUUGGUGGAGGUUCAUCGCUUAAAUGGAGAGCAGCAUGAGGCAGCAAAGGUUUUACAAGAUGCCAUCCAUGAGUUUGCUGGAACAUCUGAAGAAUUACGUGUUACUAUUGCUAAUGCAAACCUAGCUCUGGCCCAAGGAGAUGUAGAGAGGGCUUUAAGCAUUCUUCGAAAUGUUACAGCUGAGCAGGCUUAUUUUAUAGAGGCCAAAGAAAAAAUGGCAGAUAUUUAUCUGAAGCAUAGAAAAGAGAAAAUGUUAUAUAUCACUUGUUACAGGCAAUCACUUACUAUGAAGCUGCUCUGAAAAGUGGACAACAGAAUUAUCUUUGCUAUGAUCUGGCUGAGCUUUUAUUAAAAUUGAAAUUGGAUGAAAAAGCAGAAAAAGUUCUUCAACAUGCACUAGCUCAUGAACCUGUAAAUGAACUGUCGGCUCUCAUGGAGGAUGGACGGUCUCAAGUUCUUCUGGCAAAGGUUUAUAGUAAAAUUGGAAGACCUGGAGAAGCAGUCACUUCCCUACAGCAGGCUCGAGAAUUACAAGCUCGGGUACUAAAACGUGUUCAGAUGGAACAGCCAGAUGCAGUUCCUGCACAAAAACAUUUAGCAGCUGAAAUUUGUGCAGAGAUUGCAAAACAUUCUGUUGCUCAGCAAGACUAUGAAAAAGCAAUUAUGUUUUAUAGAGAGGCUCUGGUUCAUUGUGAAACAGAUAAUAAGAUAAUGUUGGAAUUGGCACGAUUAUACCUGGCCCAAGGUGACCCCGAUGCCUGCCUGCGGCACUGUGUGAUGCUUCUCCAGAAUGACCAGGACAACGAGUCUGCCACCAUGAUGAUGGCUGAUAUCAUGUUUAGAAAACAAGACUAUGAACAAGCAGUGUUUCACUUACAACAACUUUUAGAGCGCAAACCAGAUAAUUAUAUGACUUUAUCUCGGUUGAUUGAUCUCCUAAGAAGAUGUGGAAAAUUCGACGACAUUCCAAGAUUUUUUGUAAUGGCUGAGAAACAUAACUCCAGAGCAAAGCUGGAGCCAGGAUUUCAGUACUGUAAAGGACUAUAUCUUUGGUAUACUGGAGAACCAAAUGACGCCCUUCGACAUUUUAAUAAAGCUCGGAAAGACAGUGAAUGGGGCCAAAAUGCUCUUUAUAAUAUGAUAGAAAUCUGUUUGAAUCCAGACAAUGAAACUAUUGGAGGUGAAGUGUUUGAAAACCUGGAUGGAGACCUGGGUAAUUCAACUGAGAAGCAAGAGUCUGUGCAAUUAGCAGUAAGAACCGCAGAAAAACUCCUUAAAGAACUAAAACCUCAGACUCUUCAGGGUCAUGUACAGGUUCGCAUAAUGGAAAACUAUUGCUUAAUGGCUACGAAACAGAAACCUAAUGUUGAGCAAGCAUUAAAUACCUUCACCGAAGUAGCAAAAUCUGAGAAUGAUCAUAUCCCAGCACUCUUGGGAAUGGCAACAGCUUAUAUGAUCUUGAAACAGAUACCAAAAGCUAGAAAUCAGCUGAAACGGAUUACAAAAAUGAAUUGGAAUGCUAUUGAUGCUGAAGACUUUGAGAAGAGUUGGCUGCUACUUGCUGACAUUUAUAUUCAGUCAGCAAAAUAUGACAUGGCAGAAGACCUAUUAAGACAAUGCCUGCGUCAUAAUAGAUCUUGCUGCAAAGCUUAUGAAUACAUGGGAUACAUCAUGGAGAAAGAGCAAGCAUAUUCAGAUGCUGCCUCAAACUAUGAAAGGGCAUGGAAAUACGGCAAUCAGACAAAUCCAGCAGUAGGAUACAGACUGGCAUUUAAUUACUUAAAAGCAAAAAGAUACGUGGAUGCAAUUGACAUAUGUCACCAGGUUCUUGAAACACAUCCAACUUAUCCAAAAAUCAGAAAAGAUAUACUUGAUAAGGCCCGUGCAUCUUUAAGACCUUGAAAAUAAUGAUUUUAAUCUACUUUAUUGGCUAAACAGGAAAUAAAGAAAUCAACUUUGAGUACUUCCAGUUCAAGAUAAGUUUGAGCUAAUCCUUUGUAAUAGAGUGUAUUUCUCUUUCUCCAGCAGAGGCUGCUGCUGUAUGUGGAAAGAUACUAUGUUAAAUUGGCAUUUUCUAGUGGAGAAGUUAAAUGAGAAUUAGUCUUUUUGAUUAGAUGCAAAUUUAGUAGCUCUGUAGCAAAACUAUCUCAUUUCUGUAAAGAACAUUUUUGUUAAAAUCUAAAUAAUAUAUUUUUUCUAAAGAAUAUUAAUCAUUUCUUAUGUAAACUGCAUUGUUCCGUGUUGUUUGUUAUAUUCCAGUAAUAUUUUAAAGGCUUAAUUUAUGAAAAAA